This is a messenger RNA of Oncorhynchus tshawytscha (Chinook salmon), 3720 nucleotides long. RefSeq names its product atrial natriuretic peptide-converting enzyme. Gene Ontology annotation, cellular component: membrane. The coding region runs from base 586 to 3000 and encodes 804 amino acids. The transcript has 19 exons. Gene Ontology annotation, biological process: acrosome reaction; proteolysis. Gene Ontology annotation, molecular function: protein binding; serine-type endopeptidase activity. Lineage: Eukaryota; Metazoa; Chordata; Actinopteri; Salmoniformes; Salmonidae. The record is from RefSeq and is a predicted model, not a curated record.
CAUUUCUGAAAAUGUCGCUUGCUAGUCUAUCUUACCCGUUUACACCAUGGUUGGACACUUCUCUCUGCUCCGGAUGCCAUGGUUGGACACUUCUCUCUGCUCCGGAUGCCAUGGUUGGACACUUCUCUCUGCUCCGGAUGCCAUGGUUGGACACUUCUCUCUGCUCCGGAUGCCAUGGUUGGACACUUCUCUCUGCUCCGGAUGCCAUGGUUGGACACUUCUCUCUGCUCCGGAUGCCAUGGUUGGACACUUCUCUCUGCUCCGGAUGCCAUGGUUGGACACUUCUCUCUGCUCCGGAUGCCAUGGUUGGACACUUCUCUCUGCUCCGGAUGCCAUGGUUGGACACUUCUCUCUGCUCCGGAUGCCAUGGUUGGACACUUCUCUCUGCUCCGGAUGCCAUGGUUGCCCUCUAUUUUGAAGAUGUAAUCCUGAGACAGACGUGUCGUCCUACCCUGUCAGUCGUUCUGUGAGUCGGCCAGAGAGGGCUGUGGACCUGUCCUCCAGCUGUUCAACGCAUCAUGGCCUGACUUCCUGCGAUGCUCCCAGUUCACCAACAACACUUCCGGGUUGCCGGGGUUGUCGUCCAUGGCAAUGCAAGCCGAGUCGGGGGUCAGCCCAGGUACAGGGGUUAACUCCGCACUCCUCAGCCCCAACUCCAUCCCUUCCAGCUGCUACUCUCCCAGACAGGUCAAAGGCAAACCAUCUGUCUGUGGAGGACACGACCACUUCCUGUGUGUGACUGGACUAUGUAUCCCCAGGAAACUUGUUUGUAACGGAUAUAACGACUGUGAUGACUGGAGUGAUGAGGCAGAGUGCGUGUGUGGAGAAGAGGAGUUUAGGUGUGGGACGGGACGCUGUGUGUCCCCCUCUAUGGUGUGUGAUGGAUACGAUGACUGUGGAGAUCUCAGCGACGAACACAGCUGUGUGUGUGACCCAGUCAGGGAACACCGCUGUGAGGAUGGGAGAUGUGUUACCAGGGACUGGGUGUGUGAUGGAGAUCAUGACUGUCUGGACAAGAGUGACGAACUAAACUGCUCCUGUAAAUCCCAGGGUCUGAUGGAAUGUAGGAAUGGUCUGUGUGUUCCUAGUGCCUUCAGAUGUGACGGAGAGGAUGACUGCAAGGAUGGCAGUGAUGAGGAAAACUGUACUCAACUACAUAUUCAGGGUGCGUGUCCUCCUGGCCAGCCCAGCUGUCCCUCUACUCCCAGCACGUGUGAUGCCCGUAACAACUGCAGUCAUUGUGAGCCCAUUACUUUAGAGCUGUGUAUGAACUUGCCCUACAACAGCACCACCUACCCUAACUACCUUGGCCACGCGACCCAGAGCGAGAGCUCUGUCUCCUGGGAGUCUUCUCUGUUCCCAGCCCUGGUUCAGACCAACUGUUAUAAAUACCUCAUGUUCUUCGCCUGUACCAUGUUGGUCCCCAAGUGUGACUCACACACACACCAGAGGGUGCCCCCCUGCAGGUCAUUGUGUCGCAGCUCUAAGGAGCGCUGUGAGUCUGUGCUGGGUAUUGUGGGUCUUCAAUGGCCAGAGGACACAGACUGUAACCAGUUCCCUGAAGACGGACCCACCUGUCUACUACCUGACCCGGAUGUUGAUGAGUGUUCUCCCAGUCACUUCAAAUGUCGGUCCGGGAGGUGUGUCCUGUCCUCUAAGCGCUGUGAUGGACACAUGGACUGUGACGAUGACAGUGACGAAGACAACUGUGGUUGUGUGGAGCGAGGUCUGUGGGAGUGCCCAGGAACCAGGCUGUGUAUUAAACACUCUGUGAUCUGUGACGGCUUCCCAGACUGCCCUCUACUGAAAGAUGAGAACAACUGCUCUGUAUGCAAGGACAACGAGCUAGCCUGUAGCAACCACCAGUGUGUUCACCGGACUCUGUGGUGUGAUGGGACAAAACACUGUUCAGACAGCUCUGAUGAGUGGGACUGUGUCUCUCUGUCGGAGGGGUCGGUAGUGACCGUCUUCAGGACAGCAGUAGAUUACCAUGUCUGUGGGGAUGACUGGACGAUGGACCUCAGUCAACUGACCUGCUCUCAGCUCGGCCUAGGAGCCCCAGCAUCAGUAACUCUGGUUCCAGACCCUCCCAGUGUUCCAGGGAGGAGGAGGUGGCUUCAUGUUCACCCUGACUGGAGACAGAGGAACGGCUCAGCUCUACAGGGCCUACUGGAGAAGAGAGGACAUGCCUGUUUCUCCAGGAAGAGAGUGUCUCUACACUGCACCAAAGAAGACUGUGGCCUGCGCCCGGCCGUGCGUCUGUAUAAGCGUAUUCUGGGUGGCAGGGUGUCCAGGCCAGGGAGGUGGCCUUGGCAGUGUUCUCUCCAAUCAGAUCCUAGUGGACAUAUCUGUGGUUGCGUCCUCAUUGGGAAGAAAUGGGCCCUUACUGUCGCUCACUGCUUUGAAGGACGUGAGAGUGCAGACCUAUGGAAGGUAGUCCUGGGCAUCAACAACCUGGACCACCCGUCCCCCUACCUGCAGACCAGAGGUGUGGAGUCCAUCAUUGUUCACCCUCGCUAUAACCGGGCCGUGGUCGACUAUGACAUCAGCGUGGUUGAGCUGGACAGGGAGGUGGAGGUUACCAGUUACGUUCGACCGGUGUGUCUUCCCGGUAACGGACAGUUACCGCAGCCUGAUACCUACUGUUAUAUUACUGGAUGGGGUCACAUGGGUAACAGGAUGCCCUUCAAACUCCAGGAGGGAGAAGUAAGGAUCAUCAGUCUGUCUCAGUGUCAGAGUUACUUUGAUAUGAAGACCAUCACCACCAGGAUGCUUUGUGCUGGAUACGAGGCUGGCACCGUGGACUCUUGCAUGGGUGACAGUGGUGGUCCUCUGGUGUGUGAGGAGCCUAGUGGUGGGAGCUGGACCCUGUAUGGCCUGACGUCCUGGGGUAGUGUGUGUUUCUCCAAAGUCCUGGGUCCUGGGGUCUACUCUAAUGUUACACACUUCACACCCUGGAUACACCGACAGAUCUACCUCCACACCUUCCAUCUACACUGAUACAGACAGACCUCCACACCUUCCAUCUACACUGAUACAGACAGACCUCCACACCUUCCAUCUACACUGAUACAGACAGACCUCCACACCUUCCAUCUACACUGAUACAGACAGACCUCCACACCUUCCAUCUACACUGAUACAGACAGACCUCCACACCUUCCAUCUACACUGAUAGACAGUUUUUCCCUUGUAAUGCCAGUCACUGACAGUCACUCAAUUAGCCAUGUCAGGUAUGUUGGUGUGUUAGUCCAGCGGCUUGCUAUCUAAACUCGUAGUGAGCAUGGUGGGUGGGUGGAUGGAUGUGGGUACGCAGACCCACAAGCCACAGGGGCACCUCGUAGUGAGUAUGGUGGGUGGGUGGAUGGAUGUGGGUAUGCAGACCCACAAGCCACAGGGGCACCUCGUAGUGAGCAUGGUGGGUGGGUGGAUGGAUGUGGGUAUGCAGACCCACAAGCCACAGGGGCACCUCGUAGUGAGCAUGGUGGGUGGGUGGAUGGAUGUGGGUACGCAGACCCACAAGCCACAGGGGCACCUCGUAGUGAGCAUGGUGGGUGGGUGGAUGGAUGUGGGUAUGCAGACCCACAAGCCACAGGGGCACCUCGUGGUGAGCAUGGUGGGUGGGUGGAUGGAUGUGGGUACGCAGACCCACAAGCCACAGGGGCACCUCGUGGUGAGCAUGGUGGGUGGGUGGAUGGAUGUGGGUACGCAGACCCACAA